UCCGGUGUCUUGUUAGCGCUCCGCAUCGCUCGUGUGACCUGCCGUGUCCUCCAAGUGCACAGAGGUUUGACAGCCGGUCAUUCAAGGACAGCAUCACCGAAACCAUGGUCCUUGAAGAGAAGAUGAUCAUGAACGGAGAGCCGGAGGAUGAGGAGGAAGAAGAGGAGGAGGAGGAGGAAGAGGAAGAAAUGGUGGAUCCUCUUGAAACCAUGCGGCAGAAAUGUGAAGAGGCGGAGCACUGCAUGCACACCCGGGAGCGUCUGGAGCAAUGUGAGACCAGAGUUGGCUCUCGGUCCGCAACUGAGGAGGAUUGCACCGAGGAGUUGUUUGACUUCCUGCAUGCUCGGGACCACUGUGUGGCACACAAACUUUUCCAUUCUGUGAAAUGAAGUCCCUGCGCUGGGUGCUGACAUUCUUCAAAUGACGUAUUACGAGGAGAAUGUCGUAAUAAAUGUAUCCAUAUGUGGAUCUGCUGUAUGUGUUAACUUAAAUGCCAUGCUGUAUCUGCUCAUGUAUUGAACAAUGUAUUAUGAGUCGUCAUCUGAUUAAAGUCGAUGGCUUGAA
Molecule: messenger RNA, 564 nt
Organism: Salarias fasciatus (jewelled blenny)
Lineage: Eukaryota; Metazoa; Chordata; Actinopteri; Blenniiformes; Blenniidae
Gene: uqcrh
Product: ubiquinol-cytochrome c reductase hinge protein
Exons: 4
Coding region: 105-389 (94 amino acids)
Biological process (GO): mitochondrial electron transport, ubiquinol to cytochrome c
Cellular component (GO): respiratory chain complex III
Source: RefSeq, a predicted model, not a curated record